GGAUCUCGGCUUGGCUUCAACCAUCUGAUGGAAGUCUUCACGGAGUAUGCCUAUAAUGAAAGCUUCUUUGGAAAUGCAUCCCAGGGCUUCAAUGGCACGGAACAAGGGAGGCGGCACCAGUACAAUUACUAUGCCAUGCUUCUCACACUGCUCAUAUUCGUCAUUGUCUUUGGCAAUGUGCUUGUGUGUAUGGCCGUCUCAAGGGAGAAAGCCCUGCAGACCACUACCAACUACCUGAUAGUCAGCCUGGCUGUGGCUGAUCUGCUAGUUGCCACACUCGUAAUGCCAUGGGUGGUUUACCUUGAGGUGGUGGGAGAGUGGCGGUUCAGCACAAUCCAUUGUGACAUCUUUGUCACCCUGGACGUGAUGAUGUGUACAGCGAGCAUACUCAAUCUAUGUGCCAUCAGUAUCGACAGAUACACAGCUGUAGCCAUGCCUAUGUUGUACAACACACGCUACAGCUCCAAGAGGAGAGUCACAGUAAUGAUUUCUGUUGUCUGGAUUCUGUCUUUUGCAAUAUCAUGUCCACUGCUGUUUGGACUCAAUAAUACUGUCACUCAUGACGAUGCUCUGUGUGUGAUCGCAAACCCUGCCUUUGUAGUGUACUCCUCUAUUGUAUCAUUCUACGUCCCCUUCAUCAUAACACUACUAGUAUACGUGCAGAUCUACGUGGUACUGCGAAAGAGACGGAAACGUGUCAACACCAAACACACAUGCCCAGUUACAGACAUGGAUAUGAGCUCGACUUUAAAGAAAUGCACCCACCCUGAUGAUGUGAAACUCUGCACUGUGAUCGUCAAGUCCAGUGGGAAUUUUCCUGUGAACAACAAAAACGUGAUCUUCAUAAAGGAGGUGGUAAACAAUGGCGAUGACAUCCAAAUGGAUGAAAUGACAAACUUAAACCCUUCGAGACAGAGGAAGCAGGAUCAGUCUGGUACAAGUCAACAACACAGCAGGCUGGUUAACUCUAAUCUAAGAGAGACUGACAUAUCACCCCCAUCGCCUGAAGCUGGUGUCAAACCUGAAAGAAAUGGCAACACCAGCAAUAUCACCAAAGGGGCCAAAGCAUUUGAGAUCCAGGUCUCCCCCACCGGCAAAACACAGACAUCGGUCAAGACUCUUAACAAACGCAAAAUCUCCCAGCAGAAGGAGAAGAAGGCUACUCAAAUGUUAGCUAUUGUCCUUGGUGUGUUUAUCAUCUGCUGGCUGCCGUUCUUCAUCACGCACAUUGUGAACACCUACUGCCAAGUCCCUCCUGAACUCUACACUGCCUUUACGUGGCUGGGCUACGUGAACAGUGCUGUAAAUCCCAUCAUAUACACCACUUUCAACAUUGAGUUUCGCAAAGCUUUCAUUAAGAUUUUACACUGUUGAAAGAGAACUCACUUCACCGGAGCAGAAGGGAUAGAAAUGACAAUGUACCUCAUCUGCAGUGGACACACUGUAAAACUUCAAAUAAAGAUUUUAAAUUGGAUCCCAUGUGGACUAUGGCCUGGGGGCUACAUAUCUUGCAUUUCACAGAGAUUAAAAUUAAAGGAAUGUAUAUAAAUUGUAUGUAUUAUAAAAAUUAUUUUGUUCCAAGAUCAUACUGCCCAGAAAAUAAAAGAAAAACACAUAGAAAAUCCCUUGGGGAGAUGGGCUUAAAGCAGUAUUUUCAUCACAGACAAUUGUUUGGAAUUGCUUCAAGCAAUGCCUUUGCAUAUCUGUUUGUCAGUAUUAUUAUUAUUUUGAUUAUUUGCUCAAAACCUAAAUGUAACUAGGUGGAAACAGCGUUUUAAAUCAUAGUAGUACAUACUGUGAUACAAACAGAUGCUUUGUAGUAACCAAUAAGCCAUGCAUUGCAUGGAGGUUGUAAUUUAUUUGCUGAAAAGCUUAUGCCAGUCAUGUCUGCAAUGUUAUGUCCCACGUUUAUAAUGUUUGUUAGGUGUUCUCUCAGAAAACUAACAGCAGGCAGAAACCUUAAAUAAUACAUUCAGCAAAUACAGCAAAUCUGUAAUCAACUGAAUUUUUUGCACCAAGCAUUUGUGCCACGUCUAGAGCAAAGUGGAUUUAACAU
Messenger RNA from Carassius carassius (crucian carp), 2056 nucleotides. It is a transcript of the gene drd2a, whose product is annotated as dopamine receptor D2a. Gene Ontology annotation, biological process: adenylate cyclase-inhibiting dopamine receptor signaling pathway; adenylate cyclase-activating adrenergic receptor signaling pathway. Bases 28 to 1374 code for a protein of 448 amino acids. The transcript is spliced from 7 exons. Gene Ontology annotation, molecular function: G protein-coupled receptor activity; dopamine neurotransmitter receptor activity, coupled via Gi/Go. The record is from RefSeq and is a predicted model, not a curated record. NCBI's taxonomy places the organism in Eukaryota, Metazoa, Chordata, Actinopteri, Cypriniformes, Cyprinidae. Gene Ontology annotation, cellular component: presynaptic membrane; glutamatergic synapse.